Molecule: messenger RNA, 1881 nt
Organism: Arachis ipaensis
Lineage: Eukaryota; Viridiplantae; Streptophyta; Magnoliopsida; Fabales; Fabaceae
Source: RefSeq, a predicted model, not a curated record
AUGGAUGAACAGAAUGAAUUCGAACAAGAUUUCGGAGAUGAAUUUACUGAGGGAGCAUAUUUUUCUGAAUCUGAUCCGUCAAAAGAUACCCUUGAAGCUGCUUAUGCGCUUGCAUUUGGUUUUUAUCUGAAGUACUCAAAGUUGAAGGGUUUUAGUGCAAGGAAGAGUAAGACUUUCAAGAAUAGUAUUGGUGAGAUUUACAAACAAAAGUUUGUAUGUCAUAGGCAAGGAUUCAGGGAGGAGAAAUGUUACACGAUGGAAAAAAGGAAGAAGGAGCCUAGAUUGGAAACAAGAACUGGGUGUGAAGCCCGAAUGGAUGUUAAAUUUGUACCUGAAACUAGAAGGUGGCAUAUCUUUUAUUUCUCUGAUGAACACAACCAUGAUCUAUUGGAUACACAAUUUAGUGCUAUGUUGCCUGCUCACAGAAAAAUGACAGAGGCAGAUAUUAUGCAAAUGAUGAACAUGCUAAAGUCCGGGAUUAGCACUUCACAGAUAUUUGGUCUUCUACCUAGUCAAGCAGACGGGUAUGAAUUUGUCGGCUAUGGUCCCAGAGAUAUGUACAAUGAGAUUGCUCGGCAAAGGCAUCAAGUUCCUGGUGAUGCAGCACAAGUGUUGAAGAAGUUGGAGGAUAUGCGCCAACUAGACUACCAACUCUUCGGAGAUGUCAUUGCUUUUGAUGCUACGUAUAAGAAGAACAAGUAUAGUUGUCCAUUAGUCAUAUUCAGCGGGGUUAACCACCACAACCAAACAAUUAUUUUUGUUGCUGCGUUAAUUGUGGACAAAACUACUGAUACAUAUAUUUGGCUCCUGCGUCAGCUCAUGUUUGCCAUUAAGGGUAAGACCCUGACCUCAAUAAUAACUGAUGGGGCCAUGGCAAUUAGGAAUGCAGUAAGAGAUGUAUUUCCUGAAGUCAGACAUAGAUUAUGCGCUUGGCACCUUAUUCGAAAUACGACUAGCAAUGUCAGAAAUCCAUCGUUUACAUCUAAAUUCCAAAAAAUCAUGUUGGGAGACUACGAGAUUUCCGUGUUUAAGCAUAAGUGGGUUCAGCUUAUUGAAGAAUUUGGCUUUGAGGAUAAGCCUUGGGUGAACAACAUGUAUGAAGAGAAGCAUAUGUGGGCUACUGCAGAUAUAAGAGGUAAGUUUUUUGCUGGCUUUAGAACUACCUCAAGAUGUGAAGGUUUACACUCAGUUAUGGCAAGGUAUAUGGGGUCGCAGUAUGAUUUGACAAGUUUUGUAGAGCAUUUUCAAAGGUGUGUUGCACACUUGCGCUUUAAAGAAUUUAAUGCUGAUUAUGAAUCUACACGUGGGGUGCCCGUUAUGCAGACUUGUAUAGAGCUGCUAGAGAGAUUUGCUGCUGAGGUAUACACUCAUGAGAUAUUUCUGUUGUUUCAGCCAUUUUUUUCUAGAGCUGGAUCAAUGCGGGUACUAAACAUAGAGAAUAACAAUGAUUGCUCAAAGUACAUUGUGUUGUUGGAUAGAUGGACAAAGAAGGUGAAAUCAGCACUCAAUGAUGCAAGUGGAUUCACCAGGGAUGCUGUUGUUAUUAGUCGUCAACGUGUCUUGAUGGAAUUUUCUAAACAAUUGGCUGCUGUUGCUGCUAAAGUCCCUGAGAGAUUUCAAGAGACACGUGACAUUAUUAUGGGGUUGUAUUCAUCUUACAAGAUUGCAGACGAAGGCACUACGCAACCUCAGUCAGGCUCAGGACAACCAUCUAAGAAGAAGCGGCAACGUUGUAGUGUUUGUCAAAUGGAAGGACAUAAGAAGACAACAUGUCCUUGGCAAAAGGAUAUUGACAACAACGUUAUGGAAGAUGAAGCUAAUGGUUCAGAUAACAGCGACAUAUAUACCGAACCGACUCCUGAUUUAGAUAGUGAUAAUUAG